GUUAAUUCAUCCACCUAGCUGUCAAUUGGAAUGACGGGUUUUCGCGGUGAACCCUAUCGUGUUGAAAGUUACGACUUUGUCUGCCGCGAGUAAUUUCCGUCAUAAUUUAAAGCAGUGCGUUGUAUUCGAUAUUCAAUUUAUUUUAGAAUGUCUGACGAUAAGAAAGCAAAGCCCGAUGUUGAUGAAAAAGAGCUCAACGAUCUGCUUGACAAUGCGCUCAAAGACUUCGAUAGUGCUCAGCCGGGAAGGAGCGCCCCCAGCGGCUCGUCGGUUGGAGGCGGUGUUGCGGAUGCUGACGCUACAGAGAUGUGGAACGAUGAUUUUUUCGCGGAACAGGCAAAACUUUUGGGUGAACGUGUGAAUGCUAUGUUCGGUGAAGGCGCUAGUGGCCCUUCUGAAGAACAGAUACAAGUAGGAUUCCAGCGGAUGGCAGAAGCGGCAGCAAUGGCUCUUCAGGGCGCCGAAAGCGAUGCCGGGCAAAAAUACGCAGAUAGCAUUAAAGAAACUUUGAAGGGCUUAAAAGAAGGAGUAGAUGAGUUACAGGCACCAGUUUCCGAAAAUGACCUAGCAAAUAUGUUUUCAAAUGUGAAUUUGGAAGGCGAAGGUGAAGGAGACUUAAAUCCUUUCUUACCAUUUAUGCAAGGAAUGAUGCAAACUCUAUUAUCCCCCGAAAUUCUCUUACCAAGUAUGAAAGAACUCUCGGAAAAGUUUCCCCAAUAUUUGGAAGAGAAUGGAGAUAAGAUCGACGCAGCUGACAAGGAAAGAUAUGAGAAACAACAAGAACUAUUCGCAGUAAUAUGCAAGGAUCUGGAAGAAGAAAAACCGGAUGAUUCAGCGAAUGUGAAGAAAGAGCGUUUCGGACGAGUAUUGCAAAAUAUGCAAAAGUUACACGAAUAUGGUCAACCCCCUGCAGAUUUGAUCGGCGAUGUUGAAGGUGGCGCGCAAUGCCCGUUAAUGUAACAGUUGGUAGUCUGGAGUAUGGGUUUUGAAAAAGUCUCAACUAGUAACUUCGGUGUUUUAUAUAGGACUGAGAACAUAUAUGUACAUUUAUGAUACUUGUAAUGGAAAAAAACGAAUGUUGAUUUGUUAAUAUGUUUUUAUUACAAAAUAAGAUGUGACUUUUACAAUGGACAAA
Messenger RNA from Hermetia illucens (black soldier fly), 1135 nucleotides. RefSeq names its product peroxisomal biogenesis factor 19 (gene Pex19). The coding region runs from base 148 to 960 and encodes 270 amino acids. Gene Ontology annotation, biological process: protein import into peroxisome membrane. Lineage: Eukaryota; Metazoa; Arthropoda; Insecta; Diptera; Stratiomyidae. Gene Ontology annotation, cellular component: peroxisomal membrane; peroxisome. The record is from RefSeq and is a predicted model, not a curated record. The transcript is spliced from 6 exons.